UCCUGCCUGCUGACUAGAAGCUGCAAUGGAGUCCAAAAUGACUGAGCCAUUGCUGGAGAAUGAACUGGCUUCAUUGCCCAAAUCCCAGCAUCGCCCUGAGGUGCCGUCAACAACAAUCACUCUCGGGACAGCUGCUCUACCCGUCAGGGACCACUUUCUCUGGUCACUUUUUAACUUUGCUUACUGCAAUUUCUGUUGCCUUGGUUUCCUGGCUUUGGUCUUCUCUGUUAAGGCCAGAGACCAGAAAGCCUUGGGAGAUAUUUACAGCGCAAACCAUUAUGGUUCCACAUCCAAAGCACUGAAUCUGGCAGCCACAAUUCUGUCUGUCCUCAUGUUUGUGAUUGUUUUUGGGCUGCUGGUUGCUGGGGUGAUCAACAUCCACCCUAAAUGAGGACUGGGAUUGUCAGUCAGUGAUGACCCACCAAGCGGGUCAAUGAGAAGUAGUUCUGGGCUUCCCUUCUGCAUGUGUUUGGAUGGUGGAAUUUCUGCUCAGCUACUGACUUCAGUUCCAAAUGACUUAUCUACACUGUCAUCUGGAGAUGCUGUAUGAAAUGCAUUGUCCUUUUACAAUAAAGUGUUCAAGUUGUGUUCUGGGGUUGUCUCCAGCUGUAGGAA
This is a messenger RNA of Pristis pectinata (smalltooth sawfish), 615 nucleotides long. Its product is annotated as dispanin subfamily A member 2b-like. Lineage: Eukaryota; Metazoa; Chordata; Chondrichthyes; Rhinopristiformes; Pristidae. The transcript is spliced from 2 exons. Bases 26 to 391 code for a protein of 121 amino acids. Gene Ontology annotation, cellular component: plasma membrane. The record is from RefSeq and is a predicted model, not a curated record.